UGGGGAGACUCGUAACGCGAGGGAGCGCAGAUUCUCCACUUUUAGACAGCGCCGAUUAUCAUCGCGGUCGCGCGCCGCCUGUUCAACUGCGCCGCGCACCGCGCACGCGUCCGGCCUCAGCCUCGCUAGGGGAGAGACGAAGGCGACCGGGGAACAGAGGGAGGGGAGGGGGGGGUAGGAGGUGGUGGGGGUUAAAAAAUGUAAGAGGGGACUCUAAUGCCGCGCUACGGGUGUGGGGUUGUGUUUUUGUGUGUGUGUGCGUGUGUGUCGUCUUCUCUGCUCCCACCGUGACAUUUAUUUUGUCUCAAUUCGAUUCGCGCUCCUCGCCCGCGAAGCCGUCUCUCGUCGUUGGUCGGCGUGUUCGUUGCGAUUUAACAGCACGGUGGGCUGCGUCGUAGUGACGACAAUAAUAAUAACGACGACGAUGAUGAUGAUGAUGAUGCGUAAACAUGCGUAAAAAAAGGGAUUCGAGCGCCGUAAACUGUUAACCCCGGCGCGUUAAGACGAAUUAACGGGGCGAUGGACAAAAGUAAAGGUUUGCGCACACAAGUUAGAUAUAACGCAUUAAUCACGCAAGAGACAUAACGCGAUUAACGGGAUAAAGGCGAGCUUGAGCCGAGCGGUUAGCCGGGCUAGUCGGAUAAAGUGCAGUCGGGUGCCUGAAGCGCUCCCGUGGCAGCUUUCUUAUUCCUCUUCCUCCUCCUCCUCUUGUUGUUGUUUUGCGCGCGCGGCUCCCGUUCGUUCCGCGCCGCACUGCAUGGGAAUAAUGCCCCAGCGGGCGGGUCCGGGGGGGUCCCGUCCGCUCGAGACGCCGCCACCGCCGCCUCUGAUGCUACUGCCGCCACCACCACCACCACCGCCACCACCACCACAGUUCAUCUCUCGCUUACAGCAGAAGGAGGAGCCGGGCGUGAUCGGCUAACAGCGGCGCGGGAGUGCGAGUUUCCGCUGUGGCAUCGACUGCGCGACCCUCCUCCUCCUCCUGCCCCCCCCGGCCCACCGCGACUCCCCCGCCACUGCCACCGCUGGCGUCGCAGCAGCACCCUGCGUGGCCCCGCGGCGGAGGACGAUGCCGUCCCCUCGAGUGCUCCGCUUGCUUCUGGCCGCCUGCGUGUCGUGUCGUCUCGCGUGCCUGGCCUCGGGACUCUGCGGCGCCGAGACGCGAGCCGAGGGGGUCUUCAUGGGGCGCUUCGCGUUCGGUGGAGCGCAAGGCGCGCCGCGCAACGCGUCCGCGUGCUGCAGCAGGCUGGUGGUGAACCCGGACCCCGGGAGCCACGUGCUGCUGCUCAGGUUUACCAAAGGGAACGGCUCCUGCGCGGAAUACAAGCUCGGGGCGCACGCGUACGACGCUCGAGGCACCCCCGCCGUAGCGGAGGAGGAGGAGGUGGUGGAGGAGGAGGAGGAGGAGGAGACGGAAGACGCGUUCUUGGAUGUGUGCGACUCUGGCGGCCGCGUAACUUUCAUGCAGAGCGAGAGAAAGUACGUGAAGCUGCAGUGCACUCAUGAGGAGGCGCGGGGCAAUCGGCCGUCGCUCUCCGGAGCCCUCUCGACACAAUCGUCGUCGUCGUCGUCGCCAUCCAACAACUGGAUUUCGGUGGAUUACAUCGUGAUGGAUAAAAGCGGGGCGAACGUCGACGCUUGCCGCCUCUUCUGCGACUGGCUCGCGAGCUGCUGGUGUACCGAGAACCCCAGGGGUCAUUGCGCGGUGGACAAAUCUCCCUGCUCUUGCCUUGCCCCUCGAUCGGACGAGGAGGGCAUUGGCCUCGACUCUGGGCCCUGCAACGGGAGGAGCGAAGGGGCCGGCUCCAGGCACCUGCUUUUCGUGGCGCACGACUGCGAUAAGGCGUCGUCGUUAUCAGUGCCGUGGUCUUCGUGGGGCAGCUGCUCGGAGCCGUGCGGCGGUGGGCUGCAGAUGCGGAGCCGGGCAUGCAGUGGUCCGUGCCAAUGGGAGAAUGUGUGGGAGCGUGGGCGGACCUGUAGUGGAUUAAGCGAGGAGUGGCGCGAGUGCAAUCGCCACAGUUGUGACAGCCGAUGGGAAUCAGGCUACACUGCACAUCACACUCACUCACUGCGAUCUGGCAUCAAAGACACAGACGGCAGCUGGGAUCAAAUUCCUGCAAUGGGAUCACGAUCAGAGGCCCAUGAGGUUUGUGAAGAAGACCACUUCUGGGUAACCUGGAGGAGAACAGCAGCCGGAGAAUCAACAGGAACGCUCUGCCCUCCAAACGCCACAGGAGUACUCGUACGAAGAUGUGCCCUCACUGAGAAUGGUGUGGCCUUUUGGGAAAGUCCAAGUUUUGCUCGUUGUGUGUCAUACGAAUAUCGUAAUCUGCAGCAAGACAUUAUGGAACAUUUGUCCAAAGGCCACCGCAUUCUCGCGGGAGAAGGGAUGUCCCAGGUCACCAAAGAUCUCCUGGAUUUGUCCCAGAAGAAGAGGGGUUACAGUGGUGAUCUUUUGGCCUCUGUGGAAAUUCUGGCAAAUGUGACGCAGACACUCAAACGUGCCAACUACAACCCGUCUUCUGAGGACGUUCAGAAUUUUGUUCAAGUCGUCAGCAAUUUGUUAUCUGAAGAGAACAAAGAGAAGUGGGAUGAUGCCCAACUGAUUUAUCCUGCUUCCAUUGCACUGAUGAAAAUUGUGGAAGAUUUUAUUCACGUCAUGGGAAAUGGAAUUAAGAAUGCCCAGACUUUUUAUCUCGUCACAGAAAAUUUAGUAAUCAACAUUUACAAGUUCUUGAUCACGGAGGACAACACGGACAUAAUUUUUCCGAUGAAAGGCAGGAAUGGGAUGGUGGAGUGGGCACGUAACUUGGAAGACAAAAUGGUUGUGCCAAAGUACGUCAUAUCCUCUCUCCCGUCAGAAAAGGGAGAAUUUGCUGUUGUUGGAAACAUUCUCUACAAGAACAUAGGCUUGCUCCUUCCAAUAUCAAGGAACUCGACGAUUGUGAAUUCCAAGGUGUUUGCCCUCACGAUGCGACCCAUGCCCAGUGCCAUCGACGUUCCAAUUGAGAUCACGCUCUCGCACCUGAACAACUCAACCACUGAAUCAUUCUGCGUCUUUUGGAAUUACACCCAAAUGCACGGACGUGCGGAGGGCUGGUUGGGACAGCCAUGCGCCACCGUGCUCGGAGAUUCCUGGCAGACCAGAUGCCUCUGUAAAGGCUUCUCGGCAUUCGCCAUUUUGUCUCCAUACCCAACGCCUCAAGAGCCAAAGAUGGACAUUGCAGAGGCAUCGUCAUUCCCCCUCGUCAUUGGAUGCGGCGUCUCUUCUCUCGCGCUUGUCUGCUUAAUGAUCAUGUACUGCAUCUUUUGGAGGUCAAUCAAAUCAGAAAGAUCUGUUAUUUUGAUCAACUUUUGUGUUUCCAUCAUCUUAUCCAACUCCCUCAUUGUGGCAGGACAAGCACAGCUCAAUAAUAAGGCCUUCUGCACAGCGAUCGCUGCCUUCCUCCAUUUCUUCUUUCUGGCGUCCUUCUGCUGGGUCCUCACCGAGGCCUGGCAGUCCUACCUUGCCGUCACAGGGCAGCAGCGCAGCAAGAUCGUCCGCAAGCGGUUCCUCUGCCUCGGAUGGGGUCUCCCUGCUCUUAUCGUUGCUAUUUCUGUUGGCUUCACGAAGACAAAGGGAUAUGGGACCAUUCAGUAUUGCUGGCUGUCGCUCGAUGGAGGGCUCCUCUAUGCCUUUGUUGGCCCAGCUGCGGGGGUGGUAUUGGUUAAUAUGGCCAUCUGUAUUCUGGUGUUCAACAAAUUAGUUUCCAAGGAGGGUAUUCCAGACAAGAAGUUGAAGCACACGGCUAGUCAGAUGACACUUCCGCAUAACGGUAUGAAGGUCAAAUGUUCCAAGUGUGGAGUUGUAUCAGGGAGCUCGUUAUCAGCCUCAACUGCCAGUAAUGCCAUGGCCUCCCUGUGGAGCUCGUGUGUCGUGCUGCCCCUCCUCGCCCUCACUUGGAUGUCUGCCGUGCUCGCCAUCACCGACCGUCGCUCGGCCCUCUUCCAGAUCCUCUUUGCCGUCUUUGACUCCCUCCAGGGGAUUGUCAUCAUGGUCGUCCACAGUUUCCUCCGCAAGGAGGUACAAGAUGCCCUGAAGUGUAGAAUUAGAAACACGGCUGACCAAAGCAAUGGGGAGUCAAGUGGAACAUUUCCAAACGGUCAUGCUGAGAUUUUGUCUGACUUUGAAAAGGAUGUUGAAAUGGUUUGUAGAUCAGUGCUUAGCAAGGAUAGCAGCAUAAGUCGGACGGCCACAAUGACCACGUCGAUGGCCACGGACAUCCUCCCGGAGCAAACGAGCCUGGAGAAGCCCGAGUAUAACCCAGAGGUGGUGAGCCAGCCGGGCUACCUGGUGAGCAAUCUCCCAGACAUUCAGCUGCAGCAGCUGUCCACCUCCGUGCUGCCCGUGGGCAUGAACGAUCUCGGCAACUACCACCACCUGAGCAUGGAGAUGGCGAGCGGGGAGCACGGCCCCGUGUACCUCUGCAAGGGCGAGAACACGCAGGACGUCGAGUUGCUGCGGGCGCAAGAGCGGGCCCUCGCCAGCGACUACGUCGUGCUGCCGAGGAGCGCGCCGUCCUCGCAGGGCGGCGGCCGUGACGGCUUGGAGGGGAACGUCGACGGGGCCGCCCUGCGACGCGUGGCGCGCUUCGACGAGGGCGGCGCCGAGCGUCAGCCCACGGGCGAUUGCGGCAUGGACCUGACGAGCAGCUUAAUGGAGGCCGCUUCGAUGAGGCACCAGGGUGCCCCCGCUUUGGAAGCGGCGGCUCAUUCGUCCUUGAGAUUUGGCUAUGGGACUCUCAACAGAGAGAUGCUCGGCCAGGUUUUAAGGAGCGAAACGAGCUCGACGGUUUCUCUCAACUCCUUGGAGAGAAGAAAAUGUAAAUAUUCAGAAUUGGAUGUUGAGAAAAUUAUGCGUACACGCAAGAGGCAUUUAGACAUGUUCCAGGAUUUGAACCAGAAGUUCCAGCACGUCAACAAAGACAGGGAUAUCUCGACGGUUGAUCUCAUGAAAUCGAGCCAGAGGUGGAGUGUUUCUUCAGCAGGAAGUGAAAAGGAGAAGCUGACCCCGAGCCGCAGCGCGUGGGACGGACAGCGCAGUAUGUCGAACCACAUGUCGCCCGCGUGGAGCGGCAUGGCCUGCCAGUCGCAGCCCGGCGCCGCCGAGUGGGAGAAAGCCGUUGGGCCUCUGCCCCUGGUGGCCCACGAGGGGGACAUUCAGACGGAGGUGUAGGAACGUGGCGACGUCUUGCACGUGUCUCCCCCCUCUCCGCGACUUGGAGGUGUACAGAGCAAGAGGACUUUUACCGAACGAACGUUGUGUUUGAUACCAGGCCCCCGUGUCCUGCUGUUGAUCAUGAUUGUGCUGCUUUAUAAAUACACGAUGCCAUUUAUCAUCCCCCCCCCCACCACCACCCCCGUCGAAGCAAAUUGCGUGGUUUUGUUUAGUUGAAUGUGUUACAGCGUUCUAACAUCAUUUUUUUGUUGUUGUGCCAUUUGAGUUGAUAUAUUACAAAUGUUAGGAAUGAAAUUCACCCAAAUAGUUGUUUUUCUCCUAUCACUGCAAUUUCAGUAUCUUGCAAAUAUCUAAAUUUUACUUAAGGUAUGCUGAUAUGUCGAUAUAUUAAAGUUACUGGUGUAUACCAGUAUGGUAUUUUUUUAAUAUAUAUUUCUGAAAAUAUUAAAAAGCCACCAAUGUGUUGUGAAGUAAUGUGGAAUAAACGUGUUUCAUAUGGUAUAUUUUCCAACAUUGCCUUACAUAAAAUCCUAUCGGGCAGCCAAUGAAUAGCAUUUUAAACAUCCUUGUUUGAUCCUUAUGCACAUGUAAUAUAGAUUAAGACAGCAUUCUAUAGAAGAAUGUACACAUUUAAAAUUUGCAUAAGAUCACGUGGGGAUAUCCUUAAACUCUUUAAGGUGGUUAUGUAAUGGACUGGAAUAAAGUAAACAUUUUUUUAUUUUUUUUCAGAUUGUUUAUUUUAUUGCAGGAGAUGGUACGUUUACAUAAGACAUGCAGUGAGAAAAAGAUACCUAAUAUAUAUAAAAAAAUUACUACCUUUGGAUACAAAUAGAUAUGAUUAACCUUUUAAUUUGCAUUCACAAAAUAUGUAUAAUAGAAAUGCCACUGUAUAUUUACUACAAGAGUCAGCCUUAAUUGGACAUGCCAUCGAAUUAUAAACUAGAAGGUAAAAUGUUAUUACAUUGACAAUCACAAAACAGGUGUGUAAUACAUGUGCCCAUUGGCCCUUUUAAAAUGUAGUUUACCACGGAGUAUUAAAUAUGGUGACGUAUGAUUAGACUUUGCUUAUAUUUACAGCUUUAAUGUGUAAAAAAUAGCAUAAAUUAUAACUUUUUAGUUUUGUGUUUGAACUCCCAUUUUCAAAAGCAUCCUCUCGACUUGCCAAGUUGUACAUAUAACCUACCUUAUACACUGUCAACACAGAGAUAACUUAUUUUUUAAAAUACAAUAAUAUUAAAUAUAAAGUCUCGUAGAUCUUGCAAGUUUUUUUUCUUUGUUACAUGCUCUUAAAUCUUUCAUACAGCGACCUCCGUUUGCGUUUGCAAUAGCCAUGAAUAAUUUUUUUUGCACAAUUUUGCUUUUACAAUGAGUAACAAGUCACACGAAAAAACAAACGCUACUUAUAAAUAGGAUUAUUAAAAUAAAUUUAAAAAAUCGCUUGGGGCUGAUGAAUUUUAAUUUCUGUAAAAAAAUAUUUAUGCAUUCAGCUUUCCAUCUGCACUAUGGCAUACAUUGUAUAAAUUGUGCUAACAUGUUUCUUUUUUUAACAGAACAAAAAAACUUAUACUAUUAAGCAACCUAUUGUACAUUGAUAUAAUAUGUAAGCAGAACAUCUAACGGUUUAGUUAAAAAAAUAGGAUGAGUAUAUGUUUGGCUGUUUUAUUAACAAUGUAUUAUUCAAUAGAGAUAAAAAUUGAUUACGUUUUUCCCCGAGCUAAUGGAACGCUUGGGUUUGUCAUUUAUUUAUAGUAGCUUAAAAACUGCUAUUUUCUGAUGUAUGAAAGUUUGUAAGCUGUACAAGGCUUCAGAGCGUUACUAGACAUGUAAAAACAUGUUUAUUAAAAUAAAUCAAUUUAUAAAUAAAAUAUAUUGUGCCCAA
This is a messenger RNA of Petromyzon marinus (sea lamprey), 7097 nucleotides long. Its product is annotated as adhesion G protein-coupled receptor B3-like. Gene Ontology annotation, cellular component: synaptic cleft; plasma membrane; postsynapse. Gene Ontology annotation, molecular function: G protein-coupled receptor activity. NCBI's taxonomy places the organism in Eukaryota, Metazoa, Chordata, Hyperoartia, Petromyzontiformes, Petromyzontidae. Gene Ontology annotation, biological process: cell surface receptor signaling pathway; adenylate cyclase-activating G protein-coupled receptor signaling pathway; neuron remodeling. The record is from RefSeq and is a predicted model, not a curated record.